This is a messenger RNA of Synchiropus splendidus (mandarinfish), 3625 nucleotides long. RefSeq lists its product as uncharacterized. The record is from RefSeq and is a predicted model, not a curated record. Lineage: Eukaryota; Metazoa; Chordata; Actinopteri; Syngnathiformes; Callionymidae. Bases 954 to 2225 code for a protein of 423 amino acids. The transcript is spliced from 12 exons.
AUGGGUAUUUGUAGCUCGCGGGCUAGCGUGAUGCCAGUAUAUAGAUGGCAGUCACAGACUCGGGAAAUAGAUCCGUCAAUUUCUCUUUGUUCUUCAAAAGUAUUCCAUCCGAACCAUUUCCACGCAACUUGUCAUUAUUGCAUUAGUAGGAAUGGAUUUAAAUGCGUGGCAAUGCGGGCUUUUCGGAAAGGCUGCGAAUCACUUUUGACAAAACGAAACUGAUCUAACAGCGUAAAUGAAAGAAGAAGCAGGAAAUAAGAUCGUAUAGUUCACCGAGUGCGGAGUGCAAGAAUCGUCUUGUUUCUACUGGAACUGAAAUGUCUCUUCAAAUUUGUCACUGUGGGUGGUCCAGCGUGACAACUUAUCACGGGCUGAGAACUCAUCAGGGCAUAAAUGGAUGCACACCAAGGGGACAAACAAUCCCACAACACGAAUAUCCAAGCCACUGCUUCACCUCUUCAAGCUGGAACUCUCUGAGGAAUGGGUUGCACACGGGGGUGGCUUAUGAUGAUAAGCCUCGUAUGACUCCAUCAGUGUCCCAAAUCUCUCUGUCUUCAGCUGCUUCUAUCAGCAAAAAGGAUGGGGAUCGCAAGAAGAGCAGUAGCGAAAAACACACAGUACUGCCAAGUGGUGACAAUAAGGGCACAGAACAAACACAGGACAGAAAAAGCACACGAUCAUCUUUCAGGAAUGUGUCAGCACCUUUGAUCAAGACCGAGAAGCCGUCGCCAAAUUGUUCCACUAACCUCACAGAUGAAAUGUCCCAUAAGUCUCUUCAAAUUUGUCACUGUGGGUGGUCCAGUGUGACAACUUAUCAUGGGCUGAGAACUCAUCAGGGCAUAAAUUAAUGCACACCAAGGGGACAAAGAAUCCCGCAAGACCAAGAUUCAAAAUGUACCUCUUCAAGCUCAAACUCUCUGAGGCAUGGGUCGAGCGAAAAGGAUGGGGAUCGCAUGAAGAGCAGGAGCGAAAAACACACAGUACUGCCAAGUGGUGACAAUAAGGGCACAGAACAAACACAGGACAGAAAAAGCACACGAUCAUCUUUCAGGAAUGUGUCAGCACCUUUGAUCAAGACCGAGAAGCCGUCGCCAAAUUGUUCCACUAACCUCACAGAUGCAAUGUCCCAUAAGUCUCUUCAAAUUUGUCACUGUGGGUGGUCCAGCGUGACAACUUAUCACGGGCUGAGAACUCAUCAGGGCAUAAAUGAAUGCACACCAAGGGGACAAAGAAUCCCGCAAGACCAAGAUUCAAAAUGUACCUCUUCAAGCCCAAACUCUCUGAGGCAUGGGUCGAGCGAAAAGGAUGGGGAUCGCAAGAAGAGAAGUAGCGAAAAACACACAGUACUGCCAAGUGGUGACAAUAAGGGCACAGAACAAACACAGGACAGAAAAAGCACACGAUCAUCUUUCAGGAAAGUGUCAGCACCUUUGAUCAAGACCGAGAAGCCGUCGGCAAAUUGUUCCACUAACCUCACAGAUGAAAUGUCCCAUAAGACUCUUCAACGUUGUCACUGUGGGUGGUCCAGCGUGACAACUUAUCACGGGCUGAGAACUCAUCAGGGCAUAAAUGGAUGCACACCAAGGGGACAAAGAAUCCCGCAAGACCAAGAUUCAAAAUGUACCUCUUCAAGUUCGCUGCUGGAUCCUUCCACUAACCUCAUAGAGACUAGUUUGGGACAGAUGAGAUCUGAGCUGAAACACUUGAUAAAGAAGCGAGUCAAAAAACUGGAUGAAGUCGAACAGUCCAUCGAGGUCAUCAAGGCCAGCGCUAAGAAAGAGUUGGAGGAGAGCUGGCAGGUCUACGCCGAGCUGCAGCGCCUGGUGGAGCAGAGUCAGGCUGAACGGGUGGAGCUGAUCGCCACCAGAGAGCGGGAGGCGGAGAAACACGCGCAGGAGAUGGCGAGAGGUUUGGAGAACGAGUUGAGUCAACUCAGACGAUGGAGCAGCAAGCUGGAGGCCUACGCUCGCACGAAUGACCCAGCCCUGCUGAACCUCAUUGCUUUACCUCCCCUGCCCGAGCUCACCGACUGGUCAAAGGUCAGCAUCAACACUGACCUCUACCUGAGCACCAUCCGCUCCUCUGUGAGCAAACUAGUGGAAAAGUUUCAGGAGGAGCUGAAAAAACUUUAUUCAAAAGAGAUGGAACUCCGUCAUGCAGCCAGUGAGGAGAGGCAGGAUCCAGCGAGAGGCAGGAGCAGCUGCAAGACAGACCGACCCAGAUGAUAAAACCUUAUUUCGACUGCACGUUUCAGAAUGAAGAAUAGAGGAAAGACUUGUACUGAAUUGGUGACAACAAACCGCUAUCUUUUAGUUAUGAAAAAUAAAUCUGUAAGAUGCAGCCGUCAUCGGGGUCUGUCUCCUUCACGUCUGGUUGUAAUGCCCUAUUUCAGUUCCGUGUUCCACCCCCAUGGCGUGUCAUGAGCUAUCAGUUUAGUACAUUUCAUCAUGUGAGAGUACAUCACCAUCGUUUACAGCGCUGUAGAAUAAUAAAAACAAAGGUGCAGCUUUUUUUUCCGCUCUAGCUUUAUUGAAUCAUGACUGUCAUGUGGUUCAAUGAGGAGCAGACCAACAGCGAUCAAAGCGUGAGCAUCAAAAUGUCCGUUCAGACAUUUAUUUUGAGUUGAGUCAGAGUCAGAACAUGCUGAGUUACCUAAUCUAACUUCAGUUCUAUGAAUAUGUGUGAUGCCCUCUAACGGGCUUCGCUAUUGGUUACCUUCACUCCAAGGCCCGGCCUCACACCUUAGAGCAAUAGAUUGGCUCUCCCCCCAGGAAGGCUCCACCUCUCCCCAUAAGACCCCCUGCUGGCCUUUAUGUGUCUUCCUUUUGAACGCAGCCGUUGAACAGAGCCUUGCUGGGUGACUAGUUAGAGGGCAUCGCGCGUAUUCAUAGAAAUGAAGUUACAUUAGGUAACUCAGGCCACACUUCUGAGGAACUUCAUGGCUCAGUCGGCGAAGGGCCUGCCAAGCCAUAAAGCACCGACCGAGCCACAGACACCGUCAAUAUGUCCCUGUGGUACACCCUGACAAAGGGGGUUUGAUCGCAUGAUCCCCACGAAGCAAGGUAGCCGGCGGGGCCUCGGACCAGAGGUAACCAAAAGCGAAGCCCUUUAGAAGGCAGCGCACGUAUGACAUAGUUCAUCUGUUUCACUGCAAAUGUAUAUACACUACACUUAUAUACAAACAACAAGCAUGUGCACAUUUGUUUCCCCCCAGAAUAUGACUUGGCCACCAGGAUCAGACGAAAAGCCUUUGGUGGCUCUCAGUUACUGCCAAGCUGUAAAUGCAUUUCCUACAUUGACACUUGUCCUGGAUCAUGCUUUGACGGUUUCACGCGUUCCCUUCUUGGACUCCUCACUUCGAACUCUUGCUUCUUCUAUGAUGUAAAGGCACUCUACUCACUGCCCAGGUCGCUCUGCCCUUCUCCCUUAAAGUGUCAUGGGAGCAUUUCACAGAGGGCUGGAGUGUCAGACUCCGGGAUUUUGGACUGUUCAAAAUGAAUGUAUUUAUGUCUAAAUUGUUACUUGAAGCAGCCCGGCAUCAGAUCUGAAAAUGACUCAUUGAUGCGCAGCUAUCCUUUCUUUGCCUCUUCACUUGGGACAUGUCCUCACACCGGUUCUCCUUUGU